AUGGAGAAUCAUGUAUGUGCGAAGAAAUUCCCCCGCCCAUUUACUGAGUCUACAUCAAUUGAUAAGUCUGGGUACAUAAUAUAUCGUCGCCGGAAGAACGAAAAUGCUAAUGUUUUAAAGGAUGGAAUUCUUCUAGACAAUGCUUCUGUCAUCCCUUAUAACAUAGAAAUUCUGAAGAAGUAUGCAGCUCAUAUAAACGUGGAAUGGUGCAAUAGGACAUCCGCUAUCAAAUACCUUUUCAAAUACAUCACAAAAGGAGUCGACAGGGCGACAGUUCUGGUUGAGAAAGGCCCCGACCCACCGACAUCCGAGAAUGGAAGCGACCCCCAGACAUCCGAGAAAGGCAAGGAAAAGGUCAAGAAAGUAAGGAAUGAGAUAAAAGAGUAUCAAGACUGUCGAUACUUAUCCGCUUGCGAAUCCAUGUGGAGGACUUUCGGUUAUUCUAUACAUAAACGCCAACCAUCCGUCAUGAAGUUGGUUGUCCAUCUGGAAGGUGAACAUAAUAUCACUAUCAAAGAUACGGAUAACCUAGGAAGAGUUAUACAGAAGCCAGGCAUUGAAAAGACUAUGUUCACCGAGUUCUUCACAUGGAACAAUAGCUUAAAAGUCUGGUCAGAGAGAAAGAGAGGAACUUCAAUUGGUCGGGUUGUUACUGUACAUCCCGCUUCAGGGGAUCGUUACUAUUUGAGGAUACUGAUAAACAAAGUGAAGGGCCCGAGGAGUUACACUGAGCUUAGAACCUUCAACGGUGUCACAUAUCCCGAUUUCAAAAGCACCUGCUGCGCACGAGGUCUUCUCGCUAACGAUGCUGAAUGGCACGAAAGUAUGGCCGAACUCAACACAUGGGGUACACCUUCUCAGCUUAGAGAGAUGUUUGUCACGUUACUUAUCUACUGUCAUGUUGCUAACCCUAAGGAAUUGUGGGAUAAGUGCUGGAAAACCCUGAGUGAGGACAUCCUCUACAAGAAACGUAAGGAAUUCAAACACCCGCAGCUAGAAAUAGAUGAUGCUAAGCUCGAGCAGUAUACAUUACUUGAACUCGAAAAGGCUUUGCGGAACCAAGAACACACCCUUACUGAUUUUCCAGGAAUGCCUACUCCUGAUCCUCUCCUACUUAAAGAGCUAGGUAAUACUUUGUGGCAGCAAGAGCUACAGUAUAAUGUCGCCGAGGAGAAGAGUAGACAUGACACCCAGUACAUGUUGCUCAACCGUGAACAAUUGGACGUCUAUCAGGCUAUUAUCGAGUCAACUCAGGAAGACUACGGGAAGCUAUUUUUUGUCUACGGGGCUGGAGGCACAGGCAAAACAUUUUUAUACCAGACAAUCAUUUCAAGACUACGGUCAGAGAAAAAGAUAGUCCUUCCCGUUGCUUCAUCUGGAAUAGCAGCCCUACUACUACCAGGCGGCAGGACUGCCCACUUCCGUUUCAAUAUCCCAAUCGAUCUAAAGGCCACAUCAACCUGCCACAUUACACCUGGAACUAUGCUCGCAGAGUUAAUAGAAAAGGCAGCUCUAAUCAUAUGGGAUGAGGCACCUAUGACACACAGGAAUGCUUUCGAAGCCCUCGAUAAGUCCUUAAGAGACAUUCUUUCUUUACAUGAUCCCAAAGCCAAAACUCUCCCAUUCGGCGGAAAAACUGUUCUUCUAGGAGGUGAUUUCAGACAGAUCUUACCAGUCAUCCCACAAGGCACCAGAACUGAAAUUGUGUCUGCCUCCAUAAGUCAUUCAUAUUUAUGGGAAUCAUGCCACAAAUUCACCCUCCAGAAGAAUAUGCGCCUCAGCGAAGAUGAGAAAGAGUUCUCCAACUACGUCCUGAGGGUUGGCGAUGGGAACCCCCUACCUACUGAGGUCAAUGAAUUUGAUGAAGAUGAAGAAGAUCAGCUCAUUUCUAUUGACCGAACGUUGGUCGAGGAGCUCAGCUCAGAUCCUCACAAACAAAUUCUAGAAGCAACUUACGGGCGAACUGACCAGUGGAAAGGAACCAAGCAAGACUAUACAUAA
Molecule: messenger RNA, 2001 nt
Organism: Brassica rapa (field mustard)
Lineage: Eukaryota; Viridiplantae; Streptophyta; Magnoliopsida; Brassicales; Brassicaceae
Biological process (GO): telomere maintenance; DNA repair
Molecular function (GO): DNA helicase activity
Source: RefSeq, a predicted model, not a curated record